Messenger RNA from Malurus melanocephalus (red-backed fairy wren), 5527 nucleotides. It is a transcript of the gene RRP1B, whose product is annotated as ribosomal RNA processing 1B. Gene Ontology annotation, biological process: rRNA processing. The record is from RefSeq and is a predicted model, not a curated record. The transcript has 16 exons. Lineage: Eukaryota; Metazoa; Chordata; Aves; Passeriformes; Maluridae. Gene Ontology annotation, cellular component: preribosome, large subunit precursor; preribosome, small subunit precursor; nucleus. The coding region runs from base 100 to 2370 and encodes 756 amino acids.
UGACGGCAUCGGGCAGAGCCCAGCGCGUUGCGGGCAGGACGGGCCGGACCGGGCCGGGAACGGGAACGGGACGGGAGCUCUCCGGGGCCAGGCCGGGCCAUGGCUCCCGCGGCCGUGCAGCCGCCCGAGGUGCAGUUCGCGCAGCGCUUGGCCGCCAACGAGAAGCGCAUCCGCGACCGCGCCCUCAAAAAGCUGCGGGGAUACAUCGACGUGCGCACCCGGCGCCCCGCCGGUGGCUUCAGCCAGGAAGAGCUGCUAAAAAUAUGGAAGGGCCUUUUCUACUGUAUGUGGAUGCAGGAUAAACCUCUGCUUCAGGAGGAACUUGCAGCCAAUAUCUCUCARCUUAUCCACGUGUUUCAGAAUACAGAGGCUCGACACCUGUUCAUCCAGACAUUUUGGCAAACAAUGAACCGGGAAUGGAAUGGGAUUGACAAUCUGCGUCUGGACAAGUACUACAUGCUGAUGCGUCUGAUUUUGAGGCAAUCCUUGGAAGUGCUGAAAAGAAAUGAAUGGGAUGAGGGUCUAGUUGGACCGUUGCUGCAGCUACUAAUGAAAGAAAUUAUGGACCCAGACAGCAAUUCUCCCACUGGGAUAAAGUUCCAUUUAAUUGAUAUCUAUCUGGAUGAAUUGGCUAAAGUUGGUGCAAAAGAGCUCACAGCAGACCAGAAUCUCAAGUUCAUCGAACCUUUCUGCAAAAUUGCUGCCAAAUCAAAGGAUCGGUGUGUGCUCCAUGCUGUGACCUCCGGCAUCUUUGAGAUGAUCUUGGAUCAGUCCCCGUUCGCCAUCGAGGACCUGAUGAAAGAGCUGGGUACCAACRGUGAUGAGGAGGAUCUCUCUGAAGAAGGCAAACAGGAAAAUGAAGAGGUGCUAGAAACCAAAGCACACAGAUGUCUGUCAAGAAAAUCAGCACAGAGCUCUGAAAAAACAGRGGAUAUAAAUGAAAAUGCUGAUGAUGGGGUCGGGACUGUUCUUCAGUUUGAUUACAAGGCUGUUGCUGACAAAAUCUUUGAAUUUGCAAGCAAGAAAAAUACACCUUCCCUGAACAGAAAGCGGCUGUACAAGCUGGUCAAAAAGUUCCAGGACUUAGCAGAAGGAAUCUUCCCCCAAGAUAUUCCUGAAGAUGUUUCUACAGAUGAAGACGAUGACGACGAAUUCGGCAGGCGAAAGCGAAAGAAAAAGACUGUCAAGCCUUGGCAGCAAAAUGAGCUGGAAAAAGUGAAAGAGGAUAAAGAAGAGCUGUCAAGUGUGAAGGUGCCAUCAGGUCCCCAGAGGAAGAGGAAAAAAAGGAAGAAGAGGGACAGACCAAGUGCUGAUUCUGGAACAGUGGAUGGAAACUGUGAUGAGGGAAUAGCUGAAACAUCUGGAUCUAAUGCUUCUAGCCAGGAAAAGGUGCCAGAAAAUAACAAGGAGAGGAAGAAAAAGAAAUUGCUAGUAAAUGAGGCCAAUGAGACCACAAAUGUAUCAACUGACACCAGAGAAAAUCGCAGUAUGUCUGUGCAGAACAGUCUGACUGACGCAGAGCAGAGUAAAAAGAGUCAAUUGAAGAAAAUUAAUCCAGAAGUGCAGGAUGUUCCUGCAAAACYAGCGUGUCAGAAUGGACCAGCUCAUGCCAGUGCAGCAGAGGAUGUCAGCCCAUCUCUCACACUGUUACCUCCUAAGGCUGUGAAAAAGAAGCAUAAAGCAGAGGCUGUCCUGGUGAAUGGGGAUCCCCCUGUGCAGCAGACUGACCAGAAACCCAACAAGGAAGGCUUGCUGAAGACCCUGCCAAGAAAGGCAGKGGCUGAAUCUGCACCCUCCAGAAAGCUCACACUGAAGAAAAAGACAAAGUUAGUUGGUUUGGAAGGGAUGAAAGUCUCCAGUCAGAACACAGCAACGCUGAAAAAGAAGAGAAAAGUGAAAGAGGUGCUAAACUCUGUUGAAGCCAAUGGCRUUCUGGAGACUGUAUGCAAGAAAAGCAGGAAGGUGGAAAGCAGUGCUGCUCUGUCACCAUUAAAGAAAAAGAAAGUGAAACCAGGAAGUGAUUUUGUAAAAUUUGAAAAAUCAACUGUACCAAAGGCAGUGUUCUUCAGGAAAGCCAGAAGCACCAUCUCUUCCACCAGGACAUCCAUGCAGCUGAACAAGUUGCAGUCGCCCAGCUCCAAAAGAGUCACAUUUGGCUUGAAUAAAAACAUGACUGCAGAAUUUAAAAAGACUGACAAAAGUAUAUUAGUGAGCCCAGAAGGACCCUCCCGUGUGGCUUUCAAUCCUGAACAGAAACCUCGUCAUGGGGUGCUGAAGUCACCCUCAGUGACCCCAGCAAGAGAGCCCCAAAUGAAGAGACCAUUUACUAUGUCWGCUAAGAAAAGACCAACUGCUGUGGACUUCUUUUAAACCAACAGAUGUGGCCUACUUUUGUACAGGACAUUUUGCUAACCUAGAAUGUUCUCUGGAGGUAUUUUGAACUUCUUUAUUUUUUUAAGUUAAUACAAGUUGUAUAUACAAAAUUCUGAUUAUGACCUGGCUCGUGGCUAUUUUGAAACCACUUCAGCUCUACCUUGAAAUACUUGUUUUGUCUAUUUACAGAAAAGAAACAAARUCCAAUCUCUGCUCAGGUUUGGUCUACAAAAAGUAUGGUCUCUGCCCUUGUCAUUCCCAAGAGAGUUGUCCAUUUAAUUAAGGAAUGUUCAGGGUUUGAUUGUUCCAGUGAAUUUUUUUUUUGAGCCAGUGUAAGAUAACUUGCACUUCAUGCUGUUAAACUGUCUUUCAUUGGACAGAGCUUAAAUUGGAAAAAGGCAAUGUAGAUUUUAAGCCUACUCGUUCAUGUAUUUUUAAAUUCUAUUCUUUCAUUUUUUGUGUGUCACCCCUGGCAUCCCGUUAACUCUUCUGGAAAUAMUGAUUACCUCAUGUCUCUGUUUAACAACAGCCGGACUUGGGUAACUUUGCAGCUAGCAAGUAAGCUUUCCCUGGGAUAAGAAACCCCCCCUAGCUGCUGCUCAAGUGGUCACUGGUGCAAAUAAAUCUUCACAGCUGUUGCCUGCUGAGUUGGGGACAGGUCACCACAUUAUUUUCAGUAACACAAGUGCCAAAGCUGGCUUGGGCCUGUCACACUGUGAGCUGGCUCCUGUUCACUGAACUGAAAUUCACGCUCUUGCACAGGAGAAAUCUUUGGUCUUCCCCAGUCCCCACUGCUGCCUUUCUCGAAGGUCUGACAAGACUCCUGGUUUUCUGCUUUAGCAGCUGGUGUCACCACCCUGUGCCAGAACUCAGCUGUSAUUCAGUGCAUGAACCUCUGGCUGUACUGAAGUGAGCUAGAUGGGUGUAGUGCAUCUUUGGACAGGACACACAUCUCACUGAAAGCUYUGGUGCUUCUCAGUACAGGGUGAAAGUUGAUAGCCCAGGCAGCUUGGUUGUGUUUUUGAUGCAGAAUCAGAUGUCCACUUGGCAUUUCUUGGAGUUGGGUUUUUAUUUGGAUAUUUUAUUACUACUCUGCGUGUUUUGUUUUUCAUUUGCUUGUUUGGUAAAGCUUGAGGUGCAUUUCCGCAAGAGAUCAUUUAUGUAUUCUGAAGAGGAACAGUGAGGAGAGGGAGAGCAAAUUAAAAUAAAAACCUUUUCAAUACAAUUGGAAGAUGUGAAACCUUUCUUUGGAAAUUUUCCUUAUGUGAAUGAGGCAAARGCUUUGCAGCAGAUCUCUGUGUUAGAGCUCAGUUUGGAAGCACAGCCUGGUGCCAGAGAAAAGCUGUUCAUGAAGCUUCACACUAGUUAUUUCUGUAGUCCUGUAAGAAAGAGGGUGAACCUGCUUCAUUACCUUGUCUUAAGAUAACUGGAUUAUCACUUAAAUGAACUGGUAAAUGUUUAUUUACCUUCUUUAACCAGCAGAAUUAUAUUUUGUGACAUAUUUGCAUACUUCAGUGUUGUUUUUUACCAGUYGUUGAUGUCCUCUGCCAGAUUGCUCCUCAUAGACAGCUGUAUUGAAACUGUUCUUUUGUAGCUCAUCUACAAAUGCUUCAAAUCUGGGGUACUUGCAGAUUGCUCGUUGGUCUCAGCUGCUCAAUUCUAAUCCGUCCCAGUUCUCGCACAAACUUUGUGGCAGUCCAUGGUUUGUGGUACUGCCGGAAAGUAAUUUUGCUCAUCUUUUCUCAUUUACAGUGAAGGACUGAAUUUCAUUUGGUUUUGGUAUUAGUCUAGGCUGUAUCUGCUUCUGUGAUCAAUAAAGAAUUCUGGAGAAUACAUUGAUAAAAAUUAAUGAUACUUGUUUGAGCAAGUAUUGUUCAUUUAUAUUUUAAAAAGCUCAUUGUAUAUUAGCAUAAUGGAUUUUGUUGACAAGAUGAUGGUAAGUGGGGUGUAACAGCUUGUUCAAUAUAUUGUACUGUUACUUUGUCCUGUGGGUGAAAAGUCUCCUGUGGAAUAUGCAUAAAACCAUUUGUAUUUGCAUGGUUGUUAAUGCCUCAGGUUGGAGAUGCYGCAUUCCUCCAAGGAUAGAGAUGUAAACAAUCACUCCAUGGAUCUGAUGUGCCCAGAAAAAUCCAGGAUCAAGACAGAUUGGGGUUUGGUUUGGGUUGAGUUUGAUUUGGUUUUAAUACAUACARCUGACUAUGGAAAUGUAUUGAUUGUCUGAAUCUGUUUCUCUUGACUGUAGAUCCACUGAACCUGUUGCUUGUCCAAAUAUUUGUUGCCUGCAGUGUUAAAUGGAAAGGGCACAAAUGGCAGUCAGGUUUUUGUCUAAAAUUUUAAUGAUGUGAUUCCUUGUUGCAAUGCAUCCACAAUCCAUUUGUGCCAUGGAACUGGUGCAAUGUUUUGCAAAUAUACCUAUGAGGUGGGUAUUGUCUUCAGUGGUGUCUGGAAUUUCAUUCAGGACAACUUUACAAACAAAAUCCAAUCACUGUCAAUGCAGUUUAUUCAGUAUUGUUGGGUUAAAUUUGAAUACAUUAACCCAAARUAUUUGGGUAGUGACAACUCCAGGAAACAUUGAAGACAGAAGAAAAAAGAAAGAGAGAAACCAACAUGCAAUAUCCACUGCACAGACACAAUGGUACUGUGAGGAGAGAUUGGUAGGAAAGGAGAAAGGAAAACUCCUGUGACCUGUUUGAUGUCACUUCAUAGGUUUUUCCCACUGUUAUUCCAGCUGCCAGCCAUUCUCAGAGUCAAAAGUAAUGUGGCCCAACUUUUAAAGGACAGUAUUUUUUAAUGAUUGUCUCUGCAUUUUUGUUACAAAUCUGAUCAACUUUGUAUUUGUCAAACUCUAAUCCUUUUAAGUUCUUCAUAGCUUCAAGAGAACUCAAAAGCACAAAAUUAAUUCAGCAAGGCAUGAAGUUGGAAUUCCAUUUCAAUUAUUAGAYAUGCAAGAUCUCUUCUAGUCUGUCAAAGCUGUGUGACUUGGAAAGCAUCCAAUGCCCUUUGUCAUGAAAUACCUGCAUUGAGAUUUAAUGAGASGCAGGAAAAAAGGUAUCAUUUUAUGUUCCUCUGCAAGAGCAGUGUUAAUACAAAUGCAGUGUCUAAGCAUUACAUCAUUUAAUCUAGUCCAAUAAACCAUCUUUUUUUCUGGACAUUG